Molecule: messenger RNA, 924 nt
Organism: Caenorhabditis angaria
Lineage: Eukaryota; Metazoa; Nematoda; Chromadorea; Rhabditida; Rhabditidae
Source: the annotation of a GenBank genome assembly
AUGGCACGUGGACAUCAAAAAGCAUUGUCACAACAAAGAAAUGCUGAAAAACAGGCGAAAAUGAAGAAAGGAGUGAGUUUUUUGAAGAAUUUUGGAAUUUGAAACAAGAAUUGAUAAAACUGAAUUUUUUCCGGAAUUAAAAUUUUAAAAUAUUUGAGAAAACAAUUUCAGAAAAACUACUGUAAAUUAAUUUUUUUGAAAGAUAUUUGGCUUUUUUUUUUCAAUGGAAAUGAAAAUGUUUAAAAAAAUUUGAUUUGAUUAUGAAUUUCAAAAACUAUAUUCAGGGAAGCGACCAAAAAACAGCCGCUGCAGCUUCACUUCACCACAAAUGCACAGUCUGCAUGGUAAGUUUUUCUUCAUUUUUUCUCUCGAAACCCCUCAGAGAUUCGCUGGCCAGCUCGCCACCAGGUGGGGAGGCUGGCUGACCUGGGAACCACAUGAAAACCAUGUCGCCCGGUUUUUUUUCGCUGGCAAGGUGGCCAAGCCCUGGCUAGGUCAAGCCCACAUGGCUACCAUGUGGUGGCCACUUCGCCACGUCAAAAUGAAUUUUCAUGAAAAUGUCUGAAAAACUUGUGAAUUGAGGCAUUUUCGAACAAAUUGGCUCAUUUUCUGUUUUUUCGCAGCACUUGAAACCUUAUGAAGUGAAAAAACAGUAGAAAAUGCAGUGUUUUGAGUACAAACCACCGUCUUGCCAGCUUUCCAGGAUUUAAAACACACAGGCCACGUCGCCGGAAAACUCAAGGCGACCUGGCGGCCAUGCGGUUUCCAGGUGGCCGCAGCGAUCUGGUGGCGAGCUGGCCAGCGAAUCUCUGAGCCAAUUUUUUGCAGAGUAUGAUGCCUGAUCCAAAAACCUACAAGCAACAUUUCGAAAGCAAACAUCCAAAAGCCGAAUUACCCGCUGAACUUGUAGGUGUUCAAGCCUAA